Molecule: messenger RNA, 675 nt
Organism: Puccinia graminis f. sp. tritici CRL 75-36-700-3
Lineage: Eukaryota; Fungi; Basidiomycota; Pucciniomycetes; Pucciniales; Pucciniaceae
Exons: 3
Coding region: 1-675 (224 amino acids)
Source: RefSeq, a predicted model, not a curated record
AUGGUCGCAGUCAAACGCAAAGUUCUCGAUGUCAUAGCCGACCCAGCUCCUGCCUCUUCAUCCAACUCGCUGCACUCUAACUCACUCGAUCGACGGACAAAAGCGAUCCGAAGUUGCAGUAACUGGAAUAGUGCUUUGCUCCACGGUAGACGGACUAGGGGACCUCAAUGGGAUUAUGCAACGGCUUCCUAUCAUGUCUCAAAAGGAUCUACGGAAUACUACAAAGGUGUCACUCGGAUUGAGUCGGUGAAUCGAACCCAACUGCCACCUCGAAUCCUUCCUCGGCCCCGAAUCACUACGCUCUCAAUCAUCUCUCAAUUCCCGCCCGGCUUCCAAUCUCGAGCCACCUUGAACAUCCAAGUCUCUGGGCAUCCCCAUCAGCACCCCCAUACGUUCCAACAGGAUCCAGAACAAUUCCAAAAUCGACUCAUCAGACAUUCCUCCCAACACUCUCAAGGCUCAAGUCAUGGCCGUCCCAUGGGAAAUCCAGCCCAACCCACCCCCUACUCCAUCCACCCUGCUCACCUUCAACUGGCCGGAAUGCCCCAACAAGCUUUUAAUAACCUUCCCAACCCAUCCGAUCCGAAAUCAGCCAUGUUCACCACCCCAGGGGCUAAUUACAAAGGCCACCCUAUCCCACAAAAUACUGGAAAAUACGAAAGAGGACCCGGUUGA